AUGGACAAUUGGAGGAGAAUUGACAUUGAUGCUUUUGACCCUGAGAGCGGGAGGCUUUCCGCUCAGGAUCUGAUACCACCUAAUGAGACUGUUGUGACAUUACAGGAGCUACAACCUAAGAUCUCCCAGCUGCGUUCGCUGGCUUCGAGCGGAUCCAUGGAUUCUGCCGUAAAAUUAGCCACGAGCGAUCCUCCAUAUGGUGCAGAUAACUCUACAAAGGCGACUUAUUUCCAAGCAGUUUUGGAAGCUCUCACACAGGUCAGACAGUCCGAUAUCGCCAAUAUCAUUCAGCAACUUUCUUCUGAGCAACAGGAUGUGCUAGUCAAGUACCUUUACAAGGGAAUGUCAGUCCCAGAGGGUCAGAAACAGGGUGGUAUUCUGUUAGCAUGGUUUGAAAAACUGACUCAAAAAGCCGGUGUGAACCCAAUUGUUCGUUAUCUCUCCGAUAGAAGGACUAUAUAG
Torulaspora delbrueckii is the source of this 462-nucleotide messenger RNA. RefSeq names its product Arc15p (gene ARC15). The coding region runs from base 1 to 462 and encodes 153 amino acids. Gene Ontology annotation, biological process: Arp2/3 complex-mediated actin nucleation; regulation of actin filament polymerization. Gene Ontology annotation, cellular component: actin cytoskeleton; cytoplasm; Arp2/3 protein complex. The record is from RefSeq and is a predicted model, not a curated record. The transcript has a single exon. Lineage: Eukaryota; Fungi; Ascomycota; Saccharomycetes; Saccharomycetales; Saccharomycetaceae. Gene Ontology annotation, molecular function: actin filament binding.